Molecule: messenger RNA, 4882 nt
Organism: Drosophila ficusphila
Lineage: Eukaryota; Metazoa; Arthropoda; Insecta; Diptera; Drosophilidae
Gene: rdog
Product: ATP-binding cassette sub-family C member 4
Biological process (GO): transmembrane transport
Cellular component (GO): membrane
Molecular function (GO): ATP binding; ABC-type transporter activity; ATP hydrolysis activity
Source: RefSeq, a predicted model, not a curated record
ACUCAGUAGAUUUUUUUUUGUUAUUCCGUGCGGGUGCUCUUUCCGCGUAAUAUUAGUGUAAAUUCCCAUAGUCCCUAGUGUUGACAAAAUUGUGAAUGUUGUGCCAGACGGCUGUUAAUUAGCAUAUAGCACUUAUACCAAAUAUAUAUACCAAAAACGAAUUGCAACUCAUCCUCGUCGCGGAACCAAGUGCUUUGUUACUAUUGCCUGUGGUUCAAAAAAAAGAAAACGGGGAGUGAGUAAGUGGGGAGUGGAGCGGAGAAAGGAGAAAGCGAACGCCCCUCGCCCGCGUGCGAUAGAAUCAGAGCCGUAACGGUAAAUCCCAGUCCCGAACAAGCCCAGGAACUCAUCACAAAGUUAUGAACCGCACUAGAAGGAAGGUCGUGCGCCCAAAGAACCCAUACACCAAAGCUAGCUACUUCUCACAAUGGACCUUCUGGUGGAUGCGAGAUCUAUUCAAGCGAGGCCUCAAGGGUCCGCUGACGGACGAGGAGCUGUAUCAGCACAGAAAGACCCUAGAUAGUGAACGGGUUACGAACAAGUUCGCAGAACUGUGGGACGAUGAGUUAAAGCGUAGUGAUCCCAGUGUUGUGAGGAUGAUCCUUCGGGCCUACGGAAAGAUUUUCGUACCCAUGGGUCUGGCCUUCUCCAUAAGCGAAACGAUUUGCAAAUCUCUCAUGCCUCUUUUCCUAGGUGGUUUGGUGGGCUAUUUUGCCACAAAUCAGACGGAUAUCAAAGAACAGACAGCCUAUCUGUACGCCUUAGGAAUUGUGAUCUGCAUGCUGAUUCCUGUGAUAACAUUCCACCCCUUCAUCUUCUACAUCUUUCAAGUGGGCACCAAGCUGCGGCUGGCCCUCUCGGGACUCAUCUACCGAAAGUGCCUGCAGGUCUCGAAGAGCAGCAGCAACGAUGGGCUCCGAGGGAGAGCCAUAAAUAUCUUGUCCAAUGAUCUUGGUCGCUUCGAUGUAGCCUUGUGUUUCCUGCACGACACGUGGAAGGGACCCAUGGAGUCGAUCCUGAUUGGUUUCCUUAUGUACCGGGAGAUUGGAAUAUCAGCUGUUAUCGGCGUAUCGUUUAUGCUGAGCUUUAUCCCACUGCAGGCAUGGGCUGCCAAGAAGGCGGCAUACUAUCGACAAAUGACGGCGGAAAGAACGGAUAUGCGUGUGAAGCUUAUGAACGAGAUCAUCCAGGGCAUUCAGGUGAUCAAGAUGUAUGCUUGGGAGAAAAGCUUUGCCCGAGUAAUCGCCGAGGUUCGACUCAAGGAGGUGAAAGCCAUUCGCGGAACUGCCUACAUCCAUGCUGCCCUCGGUUGCACAUCCAUGAUAUCGCCGAUGUCUGUUUUCCUGGCUCUGUGCUCCUACGUUUACCUAGGUGAUCCUUUGACGGCCCAAAAGGUGUACACAGUGUCGUCCUAUUUUAACAUGCUUAACGAUUCGAUGGUAACCUUUUGGCCCAUGUCCAUUACGUUUAUUGCCGAAGCUCUGGUUUCGGCGAAACGUUGCAAGGAUUUCCUGCUAGACGGCGACAGAGCCGAAGUGCCAAUAAACCUGGAGGCAAAUCAGCAAACGGUCAAGAACAAGCGGAAAAUAAGCAAGAAGGACAAGCAGAAGAAUGUGGAGUUGAACGGAUCACUACUUUCCAAUGGAAAACCGCAGCACAAUCGUUUGAGAGAUUAUGAUCCGGAGGCAACGAAAAAAUGUGUGGUGCUCAAAAACGUGUCUGCUUCGUGGGACGCAAGCGAUGGUCAUGCAAACUGCGCCAUCGAGGACUUCAGUACGGAUAUUCAGGAUCAAACUUUGGCCGCUGUUGUUGGACCUGUGGGAGCCGGAAAAUCCAGCUUUCUGAAUGUUUUGCUGGGCGAAGUGGGCAUUGAUAAAGGAGAGGCCAUGGUGCACGGAAAGGUCUCGUAUGCCUCCCAGGAAAGUUGGGUCUUCGAAGGAACCAUUCGCGAUAACAUCGUUUUUGUGGAGGACUACAACGAGAGAAGGUACAAAAAGGUGGUGAAGGUGUGCGGUUUAGAGCGCGAUAUGGAACUGCUACCUCGAGGAGAUUUGACAGUGGUUGGCGAGCGGGGAGUGAGCCUCAGUGGCGGGCAGAAGGCCCGAGUCAGUCUGGCCCGAGCAGUGUACCGCAAGGCAGAUAUAUAUCUCCUCGACGAUCCACUUUCUGCUGUGGAUACGCACGUGGGCAAACACAUCUUUGACCGCUGCAUACGAGACUUUCUAUCGAACAAGAUACGAAUUCUGGUUACACAUCAGGUGCAAUAUCUGUUCGACGUGGAGCACCUACUGCUGAUGGGCAACGGAAAGAUUAUGGCCCAAGGAAGUUACCAGCAGUUGCAGCGUUCCCGACAGUUCCAGUUUUUGGAGCAGACGCAGCACGACGAGAGUGGCAUCGACACGCACAGUGUUAGCAUUUUGUCGCGCAGCGAUUCCGAAAAGAGCAUGGAGCACCAGCACAACCAGCUCCUCCGCCCAGACGAGGAGGUGGAAGAACUCAACCAGGAGCAGCAGUCCGUGGGUUCCAUCAAAAUGCACGUCUACGCCUCGUACAUCAAGGCUUUGGACAGCACCUUCCUGCUCGGCAUAAUUAUUUCGCUUUUUGUCUGCGCCAGGGUGAUGCUAACCGGAGUGGACUACUUCCUCUCUAGAUGGGUUAUUUGGGAGGAACAAAUAGCUGUUAAUAGCACUACAACCUUGUUAAAGGAAAAUGAUGCAAUGCCAGCCAACGAUACGCUACCUCUUAACACUACGGACCCUUCUGUGACGCCUUUAGUUGCCGGAGACAUCCAAGCAGGGAUCCGGCAGGAACUCGUCCUUUUCUACGCCACAAUUCUGGGAGCCACACUGAUCGUCUACCUAAUCCGUACCUUUGGCUUUUUUAAGAUGUGCCUGCGUAUUUCGCUGCACCUGCACGACAGACUAUUUAGGGGUAUCACCCGAGCCAGCAUGUACUUCUUUAACACAAACUCCUCUGGCCGAAUACUUAAUCGGUUCUCCAAAGAUAUACGCACAGUGGAUACCGAUCUGCCGCACACACUUCUUGAUUGCCUCGCCUUCAUUAUCGAUGUUUCGGGUGUGGUGAUCAUCGUGGCUAUCGCGAACUAUUGGCUGCUGGUUCCUGCUACAAUCAUUGGUGUGAUUUUGGGCAUGAUUCGGUACCUCUAUGUAAAUACCAGUCGCAGCGUUAAACGACUGGAGUCCAUAUCUCGCAGUCCUGUUUUCUCGCUGACAAACCAAACCUUCCAGGGUCUUACCACCAUACGUGCUUUGCAGGCCCAAAGCGCAUUAGAGCAGGAGUUCCAUGAAUACCAGAAUACCAACACAUCCGCCUGGUUUCUCUUUUUGUCCUGCACCCGUGCCUUCGCCCUGUGGACGGACAUGCUGUGCAUUGUCUACAUGACGGCAGUGACCUUUAGUUUCCUGCUGCUGAAGAACGAGUUCGACAGUGGAGACGUGGGAUUAGCCAUACUGCACUCGACCACAAUGACGGGAAUGUGUCAAUGGGGUAUGCGGCAAACUGCGGAGCUGGAGAACCAGAUGACAAGCGUGGAGCGAGUGCUGGAAUACACGGAGCAGCCGUCCGAGGCGCCGCUGGAGACCCCAGAGAAGUUCAAGCCAAAGACCGAGUGGCCCAGCAAGGGUCGCAUCGAGUUCAUCAACUUUAAGCUACGCUACUCGCCCAAAGAGGCACCAGUGCUGAGGGACCUCAACUUUACGAUCGAGUCGCGCGAAAAGAUUGGCAUUGUGGGCCGCACUGGCGCAGGCAAAUCGUCCAUCAUCCAGUCCAUCUUUCGAUUGGCAUGCAACGAGGGCAUGAUUCGCAUUGAUGAUGUGGACAUUGAGCACAUUGGGUUGCACGAUUUGCGUAGUCAGAUUUCGAUUAUACCCCAGGAUCCGGUUCUGUUUUCUGGCACAUUGCGCUACAACCUGGACCCCAUGGACGAACGUUCGGAUGAGGAGAUGUGGAAGGCUCUGGGCGAUGUGGAGCUGCGCUCGUAUGUGUCCACUUUAAUCGGUGGACUGAACUGUCGGAUGUACGAUGGCGGCUCCAACUUCAGUGUGGGCCAGAGGCAGCUAGUGUGCCUGGCGAGGGCCAUUCUGAGGCACAAUAAGAUACUGAUCAUGGACGAGGCCACCGCCAACGUUGAUCCAGAAACUGAUAAGCUUAUCCAGCAGACCAUCCGCUCCAAGUUUGCUCACUGUACUGUUUUGACAAUAGCCCAUCGCUUGCACACCGUAAUGGAUAGUGACCGAGUGCUGGUGAUGGAUGCUGGCGAGGCUCGCGAGCUCGGACAUCCGUACGAGCUGCUGCAGCGACCCGGAGGAUACCUGCGCCAGUUGGUGGACAAUACGGGUGCGGCCACCUCCUACGCCCUGCAACAGGCGGCGGAACAGAGCUACAGCAAACAGCUUCUGGGCGAUGACACGACCGCCGAGGAUCUAAACAUCACACUGGCCAUGGAGGAGAAGUCCCAGUGACCGAGACGCACACUCCCCUACUUGUAAAUUUGCCCAAGGGUUAGAUCAUAAGAACUGAAAGUAUUAUGUACAUAAAAGAGUUGUACUUAAAGCUAACGAACUACCUAUUGCCUUGUACUUACGGAAUAUUUGUAAGCUUGUUUAUCGCCACGAAUUUAUGUAUGUAUCUGUUCCAUAAAGUACCAAGUACCGAGUAUGAAUCACCUAUGUUUUGUACGUCAUGUGUUCAAUUGGCAAACCGAUCAAAAGCAAUUUGCAAACGCCGUGCACAAAUCAGAGCAAGUUCAAUCAAACAAAGACAAAUAGUUUGUUAGGUUACUUUUUUAAAAUAUGUAGCUAAUGUAGGAUUACAACAUCGUACUUAUAGAUACGUACAAUCUCAAUAAAGUGCCUGAGAAUUA